Boleophthalmus pectinirostris (great blue-spotted mudskipper) is the source of this 2178-nucleotide messenger RNA. RefSeq names its product BTB/POZ domain-containing protein KCTD1. Lineage: Eukaryota; Metazoa; Chordata; Actinopteri; Gobiiformes; Gobiidae. The transcript has 5 exons. The record is from RefSeq and is a predicted model, not a curated record. Gene Ontology annotation, cellular component: nucleus. Gene Ontology annotation, biological process: protein homooligomerization; negative regulation of DNA-templated transcription. The coding region runs from base 356 to 1159 and encodes 267 amino acids. Gene Ontology annotation, molecular function: transcription factor binding; transcription corepressor activity.
UGGAGGCAGAGGGAAAGGAAGAGAAAAUACAAGGUUUCAUUCUGAUAUUAUAAAAAGUAUAAAUUCUUACACUGCUGUUAUACUGUUAGGUGUCGUGUAGCUCGGGAGGUUUUUUUUUAUACUCCACUUUGGUUAGACUGGGGCAGAGAGAGACAUGAGCUAAUUGUAUCCUGAUCUUGCCUUGAGGGGUUUCGAGAGCCCCGGAGCCAGUAUUCUCUGUAUUUUGUUCUGUCUACCCAAGCCGAGCUAUUGCGUUUCUCAGCGCUGUAAGGGAGACCGAAGAAGAAACCGCUCGUGGGGGGACUAAACCGGAGAGCGAAAAGGUGGUCAAAAAAGAUCGACUUUAUGCAGCCCUAUGUUCCAGGAUAAUCGCUCCAGCAUGUCUCGGCCCAUGAUCACGCGGUCACCAGUCUCUCCUCUGAGUAACCAGGGCAUCCCCACACCGGCACAGCUUACCAAGUCCAAUGCCCCAGUGCACAUCGAUGUGGGCGGGCACAUGUACACCAGCAGUCUGGCCACUUUAACCAAAUUCCCAGAGUCCCGAAUCGGCCGUCUCUUUGAUGGCACAGAGCCCAUAGUCCUGGAUAGCCUCAAGCAGCACUACUUCAUUGACAGGGAUGGACACAUGUUCCGCUACAUCCUCAACUUCCUCAGGACGUCCAAGCUGCUCAUCCCGGACGACUUCAAAGACUACAGUCUUUUGUAUGAGGAAGCGCGGUACUUCCAGUUGCACCCUAUGCUGUCGGAGCUGGAGCGCUGGCGUCAGGAGCAGGAGCUGAGCCGUGUGUCUCGUCCAUGUGAGUGCCUGGUGGUGCGUGUGGCUCCGGACCUGGGCGAGAGGAUCACCCUGAGCGGAGACAAGGCCCUCAUCGAAGACGUCUUCCCUGAGAUCGGAGACGUCAUGUGCAACUCGGUCAAUGCCGGCUGGAACCAUGACUCCACACAUGUUAUUCGCUUUCCUCUCAACGGGUACUGCCACCUCAACUCUGUCCAGGUGCUAGAGCGUCUGCAGCAGCGGGGCUUUGAGAUCGUGGGUUCUUGUGGCGGUGGCGUGGACUCCUCCCAGUUCAGCGAGUACGUCCUGAGGAGGGAGCUGCGGAGGACAAGUCACCGAGGAGCGCUCAAUUCAAACAGGAUAAAGCAGGAGCAGCUGGACUAGAGGCCUCCCACACACUAGGAGGUGCUAGACUUUUUACUUGUGGUGACUGAAUGGCACUACCGAGUUUUGUGGACUAUUUACUUUUCCGAAUUAUCUUUUUUUUUUUGCCAUAAGAAGACUUUGUUUUGGCAUUUGUGAUUGUCUCACCCCCUUAAAAACAAAACGCUGGAUCCCAAAUAAAGAUUGUUUAAGCCUACAUUAGGUUGCAUAUGAGUUUCUAUGUUACCCCUUUAAAUUAAAAUUCCAUUGAAUAAUAUUGUAGUAUGUUGCUUAGCUUGUCAGCACUGAAUUGAAUUACUCUCACUGGCCAAUAUGUUUAUUUUUUAUCCCACACUGUAAAAAAGUCACAGAUGUGUUGCUUUACAAUGCAGAAUGUCUCAUAUGUCAUAAACAAUUAAUUUCAAAAGAGUUUUUUUCAGCAUAUUGUAAAAUUGUGAUACCAAUGAAGUGUUUGAAGAGAAUAUUUGAUUUUCAUCUCCACAUCACACCUGAAGCUUUAGUUUAAAAAUGUCAGAUUUUGCUGUAUCUGGGAUUUGGCUCUUACGAUUUAAUUGGACGCACUACUGUAAAUUUUUCCACCACUGUAAAUGUGUUUGUGAUUUUUACAUUGAAUCUUUUUUAAAGGAGAACAUGUUGCCUCAGACUGGACUGAAAAGAUGAAAGAUUAUUGUACUACCCACUUUUAGUCACUUUCACUUUAAGAUAUGAAGUUGCUUAUAAAGUAUUUCUUGAGAUGACUGACCCUCCUACGCUCCCUAAAUUAUAGAGGAAUGUAGCAAAAAUUAUGUCGAAAACAUUUCAUUUGAAGUUGUCAUGGUGUUAUUCUUGUUGGAAAUGUAUCCUGACUUGAUCAUGCACCUGUUGAGUCCAAAACAUGGAACAAAACAUUAUCCAAAGUAAACUUUCUGAUUCCCUUGUGUAGUGUUUUUGAAAAGAAACUUUUGACUUGACUUUGUAAAGUUUAACAAUUAUAUUGCACUUGUCUCAUAAUAUUACCAAGCAGCAUACAAUAAAUACAU